Striga asiatica is the source of this 1404-nucleotide messenger RNA. The record is from the annotation of a GenBank genome assembly. Lineage: Eukaryota; Viridiplantae; Streptophyta; Magnoliopsida; Lamiales; Orobanchaceae.
AUGGAGGAACUCAAGAAUAUAACUGCCAUCGGUUUCCCCAUACUAGCUAUGGGCAUACUAAAUUACCUGAAAAACAUGAUCUCUGUUGCAUGCAUGGGACGUUUGGGAAGCACCGAACUAGCCGGAGGUGCAUUAGCCGUCGGCUUCACAAACAUCACGGGCUAUUCAGUCCUUUUUGGACUUGCCACAGGGAUGGAGCCUCUCUGCACCCAAGCUUACGGCUCGAAAAACUUCUCCAAAUCAUCCCUCACACUCCAGAGAACAAUUAUAUUAUUACUUCUUGCAAGCUUACCAAUUUUAAUUCUUUGGGUCUACCUCGAGCCCCUCUUGCUCUGCCUCCACCAAGAACCACUCGUGGUACACGUGGCCAGCAUUUACUGCCGAUUUGCAAUACCCGACCUUAUAGCCAAUAGCGUACUCCAACCUUUACGUAUUUUCAUACGCAGCAAAGGGAACACGUGGCCUUUGCUUUGGUGCACUUUCUUAUCGACGCUUUUGCAUUUCCCGCUCACCGUCUUCUUCACUUUCCACCAGCGGUUAGGCAUUAAAGGAAUCGCGAUUUCCACUUUUAUCUCAAACGUCAACGUGUUUUUCUUCCUCCUGAGCUACAUAAAUUACGAAAAAAGCCCUCCGGCCAAAAAACGCAUCUCAACGACGACUAGCUUUUUCGACGAGUGGGGCAUUCUGAUACGACUGGCGGGCCCCAGCUGCCUUGGGGUCUGUUUGGAGUGGUGGUGGUACGAAUUCAUGACGAUUUUCGCGGGUUACCUUAGCAAACCUCACGUGGGGCUAGCGGCAUCUGCUAUAGUGAUACAAACGACGUCACUCAUGUACACUUUGCCUUCGGCACUCAGUUCAUCUAUCUCGACUAGGGUUGGGAAUGAACUUGGAGCAAAUCGGGCCCACAAGGCCCGUUUGGCGGCUGUAGUGGCGAUUGGGCUGGCCUUUUUUGCAUCGGUUUUCGGGUUUCUGCUGACAACUCUAGGGAGACGGGCCUGGGCCCGGGUCUUCACGGACGACAGUGAGGUUCUUGGGCUGGCGAUAAACGUGCUGCCGAUUAUCGGGCUUUGCGAGCUGGCAAACUGUCCACAGACAACGUGCUGUGGGGUUCUUAGGGGUUGCGCGAGGCCCGGGAUUGGGGCCGGGAUAAAUUUUUGCUCGUUUUACGUGAUAGGAAUGCCGGUGGCGGUGGCCCUGGCGUUUUUUACGGGCCUUGAGUUCGUGGGCCUUUGCUACGGGCUUCUGGCUGCACAGGUGGCAUGUGUGGUGUUGAUUUUGACGGUUGUGUGGAAAACUGAUUGGGAGAACGAAUCAUUGCGCGCGAAAGAGUUGGUCGGCGAAGGUAGCGAUUUUGUGCAUGGGGAAUUGCUUCUGAAAUGUGAAGAAGAGCAAGUUACCUGUUAA